UCCUCCAUUGCACCGUUGUGGGAUGGGGGGGUGACACGAGAAAGAGCCAGUCAGCGGUCCAGCUGCCGGAUGGUUCACUCUGCUCUGCUGGAGCAACCGUCCCGCCCAGAGAGGCUCACGUCCCAACUCCCUCCUCACUCUCUUCUAUCUACUACAGCUAGAGAGAACACAGGAAGACAGAAGAAGAACAGCAACUCUCUAACUGUAUGAUAAGAAUAUAAAACAUUGACACUUUUAAGAUUUGUCUGGAUCUACGAGGGAUGUUUCACUCUCUUUGUCUCCUUUGAAGAACCCAAACCUGUCAUUCACUCAUCCUUUCCAACCAAUGGAGAGCCUUCUUAGCAACAUCAGCUCCACCUCCACCACUGGGCCCCUCUUGCCCCCUGACCCCACUAACUGCAGCGCCUGGGACCAGCGGUGGGGGGCGCCUUACCUGCAUAGGUUAGCCCACCUGGAUGUGCAGCUGUACCACGACUUCUACGCUGUGUGGGUUUCUCUCAUGGUGUGUAACUGUGUGAUGCUGGUGGUCGGUGUGGUCCUCAACAGUCUGGCUCUCUGUGUGUUCUGCGGGGCCUCCACCCAGUCCUCCGCCUCUGUGGUUUACACUAUAAACCUGGCUGUGGCGGAUCUGCUGGUGGCGCUGUCGCUGCCCGCUCGCAUCGCUCUGUACCACAGUGGAGGGAGCUGCGUGGCCUGCUCCUACGUCCACACCUUCAGCUACUUUGUCAACAUGUACUGUAGCAUCCUGUUUCUGACCAGUAUCUGCAUAGACCGAUACUUCGCAGUGGUCCAUGCGUCCAUUACCCUCCCUCGAUGCAGGAGCCCGGCAACAGCCAGGUGUGUCAGCGCCACAGUCUGGUUCAUCGCAGUAGUGGUCACCUACUCGUUCCAGAGCUCAGCGUUGGAGCUCAGCUCCUCCUGCGUGCUCCUCCCGGCCCUCUUCUACCUCACCAUCCUGGAGUUCCUGCUUCCCCUGUUGGCCGUGGUGGGCUUCACCCUGCGGGCCGCCUGCUUCCUCUCCUCCAGCCACGGCCGGAUGCCCCAGCAGAGCAGGAGGAGGAGGGCACGCGCCGUCAGACUGCUGGCCACCGUCCUGGUGGUGUUCACCAUCUGCUUCACGCCGUUCCACGUCCGGCAGGUGCUGGUGUACUUCCGGGUCAACGUCAGAGGGGAGGGGCUAGGACAGGAGGCGGGGCACAUACUGGCCUACCACGUCACAGUCACCCUGAGCAGCCUGAACAGCUGCCUGGAUCCAGUGGUUUACUGCUUUGUGACGGACAGCUUCAAGAAAGAGUGGAGGAAGAGGAGGGGAGCGAGGGAGGGGGACGGGGAGGUGGGGCACACAAGUGGAGGAGAAGGGAAUCCGGUGAAUAAAUGCCCGGGUACGGCCCUGGCGAUCGCUCACGGCGUGGCCACACUCACCCUCACAAGCUCAAGCUCUCCCCUCUCUGCUGCCAACAUGGCACAAUUCCACUUAAAGACAGGUGACCCCCUCCACACCUGUGAGUGUAACAGUCCAGAGACAGAGACUCCCCCAGAGUGA
Messenger RNA from Pseudoliparis swirei, 1543 nucleotides. RefSeq names its product G-protein coupled receptor 20. Gene Ontology annotation, biological process: phospholipase C-activating G protein-coupled receptor signaling pathway; positive regulation of Rho protein signal transduction. The record is from RefSeq and is a predicted model, not a curated record. The coding region runs from base 326 to 1543 and encodes 405 amino acids. Gene Ontology annotation, cellular component: membrane. NCBI's taxonomy places the organism in Eukaryota, Metazoa, Chordata, Actinopteri, Perciformes, Liparidae. Gene Ontology annotation, molecular function: G protein-coupled receptor activity. The transcript has 5 exons.